AUGUGCGGGUUCCAGAAGGCAGUGCAGAAGAAGAAGAUGCGAUCACUGGAACAAGAAAUUUAUUUUCCUGACGUUUCGGAUUCUGUCGCGAUGUACGGUCUUCUCGGAAUUCGAGGCUCUGAGACGGCUUACCUGGGUCAAAUGUCCCCUGAGCAACAUGUAAAAACCUUCUUCAAGCGGCUUGAUCUCGAUGGCGAUGGUUCAAUCAGUCGUGAAGAAUUUUACCGUGGAGCCCUUGUUGAUCCUACAAUACUACAGAUUUUGAAGCUAGUUCGAUUAAUUUAA
Molecule: messenger RNA, 285 nt
Organism: Dibothriocephalus latus
Lineage: Eukaryota; Metazoa; Platyhelminthes; Cestoda; Diphyllobothriidea; Diphyllobothriidae
Source: the annotation of a GenBank genome assembly